Molecule: messenger RNA, 1318 nt
Organism: Sclerotinia trifoliorum
Lineage: Eukaryota; Fungi; Ascomycota; Leotiomycetes; Helotiales; Sclerotiniaceae
Source: the annotation of a GenBank genome assembly
CGCUAGUGCAAUCCUCACAAAAGGCUGAUGGGUGAGGCUGGGCAAGCUUGGUUGAUAUUUUGAUGUCAUCCUUCAAUUCAACAUUUAAUAAUAACGAGCCCCUCUCACUUCGUGGCACCGUCGCAAUGCCCCCCAAAAAAAAGAAAGGAAGUACACGAGCUGCUUCGACGCCCGCAGAAGAUCAAGAUGCAAUGGCCAUUGAUACUCCUCAAAAGGCUGAACCACCAAAAUCAAGCUAUAAUAUUUUGAAAGACCCAUGGACGGAUGAACAGGAAACCUCGUUAUUCAAAGGCAUAGUCAAGUGGAAACCAGCUGGUAAGACUACAUUCAAUUAGAACCGACAGUCCAGCAGAUCAGAGGAGUUAACCAUUUAAUCUAGGCAUGCACAAACACUUUCGCAUGAUUUCACUUUCAGAACAUCUGCGAAACCACGGUUAUGAUCCUCGCGUCGAGCCGCAUACUCGAAUACCCGGAAUCUGGGAAAAGUUACGAACUUGUUACAAUCUGGAUGUAAUUGACGACCGGGAGAAUUCAUUUGAUUACGAAGAGGAUACUGAAGACCGUUUUCCCGAAUUCACAUUACCCGACAACGUUUAUGGAGAGAUGUGUUUCAUGCGAGGGAGGCGGACUGAUGAAGAAAUAAGUGAAGCUCCUUCAUCACCUCCGAGGUUAAUGGAGACUUCAGAACCAAAGGAAUCGCCAGAGCCAGAGGUCCAUGGUACGAGUAGGAAAAGGAAGAGAGGAAAGGAGAGAGGAAGUACCGUUGAUACGACGGAGACGAGAACAUCACCUCACGCCCAGAGUUCACCACCAAAAUCAACCAGAGCCGGAAGAAGCGCUAAUAGAGCGGCGGGAAAGGCGAAAGCGGAAUCGAGUUCGAGACAGCAGAGCGUUGCAACAGUUGCAACCGCGGAGGAUGGAGUGGAAGACGACGAAGACGAGGAUGAAGAACACGAUGAAGGUAUUGAUGGAACACCCACAAGACCUAGGGGAGCGGAUACGAAAAAGUCCAGGGCACAAUCUUCUACCAGGAAAAGCAAAAGAAAAAGAUGAUCCACUCGAGAUCAUUCGGUGAUAGGUGUUUGUAUUGGGAGAUGAAUAUGGAGCGGGGCGUUCUUGAAGCUACUUUUAUCUAUAUACCAACGGUCCUUGUAUCAUAUGGCGUAUGGUUUUCAUGGUAAUACACUAGAAUAUCGAACUGGGUGGUUGGUAAAGCGUUUCCCUAAGUUAUUUGUGUUAAUAUACUGUACAUGAAAGCUCUAGAAGAGGAUAUAUUUACGAGAAAAGAAAAGAAACAUUUUUAUAUUAAAUAUUAGCU